Balaenoptera ricei (Rice's whale) is the source of this 6414-nucleotide messenger RNA. It is a transcript of the gene LRRC61, whose product is annotated as leucine rich repeat containing 61. Gene Ontology annotation, cellular component: cytoplasm; nucleus. Gene Ontology annotation, molecular function: protein binding. The transcript is spliced from 5 exons. NCBI's taxonomy places the organism in Eukaryota, Metazoa, Chordata, Mammalia, Artiodactyla, Balaenopteridae. Bases 5058 to 5840 code for a protein of 260 amino acids. The record is from RefSeq and is a predicted model, not a curated record. Gene Ontology annotation, biological process: outer dynein arm assembly.
CCUGCUGGAGGAACGUACCAACCGCUGGAGUGGGGUGGGCGCGGAGGACCCGCCGACUGUCGCUCCCGGAAGUCGCCCCAGAACCUGGACCGCCCACCACCAAGCUCUGCAGGGCCCUGGGCACCUCAUGGUUCGUGUAGACUCCAAGCUGGCUCUCCACAGCGUCCACCCCGCUGUCACCCUGGUGUGCUUCAGUGAAGAGAAAGGGGUGCCAGUCAUUGCCCAAGAUCCCGGACCUGCCCCGGGGACUGUCAGGAGAUGAGGUUCCUCAAGCAGUAGCCAAAGUGAGAGCAGGUGGGACACAGGCCUGGUUUCAGUACCCUGUUCUGUGUUCUCGGGAGCAGUGAAGCCCAUGGACUGCUCUGGUCCUCUGCUCUGCCACUGAGCGUCACGUUGCUGCUCUGGGUUUCUGUUUCUUCAAUCAAAAUAAGAGCGAAGGUGUCUUUGCCUCCCUGGGCGGCCCCGCCAUCGUGGCGCAUGACGCCCCUCUCCCAGUGGAGACGGCUGCGCGUCUUCUCUUCUUGAAGACCAACCUGGGGCGUUUCCCGAGCUACGCCCCCGCCCCUCAUCUUCCCCAGCAGAGCGCUGCCGAGCUGCUCUGCAGCCUGGCGCUGGAGGCGCAGACCGGUGAGUCUGACCGCAGGGUCCGGUGCCCUGAAGAGCUGCCUGUGGGAAGUCUGCGUAGAUGACGGGAGGGGGCACAGUGUCACGUCCUAGGACAUUAGACAGGGACAGCCGGGCUCCAAAACUUGUUUGAAAAGAAUGAGGACAGUUUCUCAGUUCUUGACAGACUGUCAUUUUCGUUUUCGUGGAGAUGUCAUCUUCAUUUGCCCACUGCUGGAGUCACUGCCGGUGGUACGUGCGCGGGAGGGUGGGCUCUGGUCAUCGGUGACUCUGAGUUGUACCACGCAGCGUAGGGACCGCGGUGCUCCUUUAAAGUGUCAGUGGGCAAGGGGCCCUACACGCGGCUUGUCCGUGUGUGUCGGGGCAGCAGGCCCUCAACGUCUGCGUUCUCAGAGAGCAACCAGGCACCGUGCGGGAUAUCCUCAGCCACCUAGGGCCUGGGUAAGCCGUGGACACUCUUCCUGGAAAGGAAAGAAACCCUAAUAUGAUAGAGUAGCCACUUUAAGAGGGAGGUGCCCACACGCACACCAGUCUUCUUAGGGUCUGUACUUUGCCGUGGAUCCCGGGGUUCCCAAGAGCCCUGGUGGAGGGCACCGCCCAGCUCCUGCGGGCGUGUGAUCGAGGAGAGCUGGCAUGCCCAGUCAUCACGUGGCCGUUGUCACCUGUAGUUUGUUUCCAGACUCCUGGAAGCCUUGGGGUUUCUUCUUUCUACAGUGAAAGCAGUCUCAGGAAGCAAGAAAGGGCAUGUAUCCCAGUGACAGACCGGCCUGAGCUCCUUUAGGGUCGAGUGCAGGACCUGAGGGCAUGGGGCCCAGGUGCUGGUGGGAUCGGUGGGAAAAGAAGGAAGGGCGAGGCCAGAGUGUUUGGGGAGGGGCCCGUCCCACCCACAAGACACGAGUCCAGCUCUGCUGAGGUGCUGGGCCGCUGGGAGAGGGACUCUGAGAGGGAAGGGGGUGUGUAGAGACACCAAGGCCUAACUUGCACUUUGGCCCUGGCUGUGGGAUUGAGCCCGGGAGCCUGUUCCCUCGCUUCCCCUGUGUCACUGUGACUAAUUCACUGUAGGACGUUCGGAAGUUACUGAGAAUGUAAGGAAGCAGGAAAAAUUCACCGUAAUCCUUUCACUCAGCCUCUGUGAAAACUUUGACAUGUUUCCUUUUUUACCUUGAGAUCAUACCCUCUGUGCUAGUUAGUGUGCUGUAUUUUCAGUUUAACAGUGUAACAUGGCAUUUUCUUGAAUAAAGCUUCAUACGGAUUGUGUUCAGUGGUUGGAGCACCAUGAUAGGAAGUGAAGUCUCACCUCCACGCUGCUCAGGUCGUGUCUUCUUCCCCAGCUGCUGGAGGCAUGUCUGCACAGGCUCCCUGUGAGGAGAGGCCGGUGCCCCCGGGGGAGAGGCUGGGGCUAGGGCUGCACGUCUGGCCGGCGCCCCCGGGGGAGAGGCUGGGGCUAGGGCUGCACGUCUGGACUCUGCAUCCCGUGCGUUUGGGUGGUGAGAUCAGGGCCCGGCCCUGGACCCUCUCCCCGCCCCCCUGCCUCCCUUCCUUAAAUCGCACGUGCAUCUCAGACUUCAACGAGAAUCACCUGAGAGCAUCUUAAAACUGAGGCGUCCUGUCCCUCCCUCGCAGAUUCGGGUGUAGCAGGUCAGGUGGGGGCAGGGAUGUCAGGUGCCCUAACUAAAGCUGUCCUGGGGGCCAUGUAUUGGUCAGUGCCGCCAUCCCUCGGGCUCCUCCUGGGAGAGGCACCGUCCCCUUGCUGUGUGGCCUCCCCGCAGCGGCUCUCCUUGUUCUCGGAGAGGGGAGGCCUGGACCGGCGAGGCACCAGGGUGGGGGGGUGUGAGGAGGACGAGGGCAGUGAAAGGGAGGAGAGGAGAAGCUUGACGGUGCCGAGCUUGGGGGCUUGGGCUCUGGAGCGGUGGUUCUCAACCGGGGGCAGUUUUGUCCCCCAGGGGCCAUUGGGCAACGCCUAGAGAUGUUUUGGUUGUCACAGCUUGGGGGGGGAUUGCUACCGCCCUCUCGUGGCUGGAAGACAGGCAUGCACGGAGCAGCCCCGGCCCCAGACGGUGGCAGUGCCGGGUCCAAGAACCCUGCGCCAGGUUGCGGUCGGCGGGGAUGGGGCGGAGGAAGGGGCCCCAGUUCACCGAAGCGGCCAGGUGACUGUCCACCUGAGGCUGCUCCGAGUUGGACCAUUUCUUCCCUAGACUUAGCUGUGCCCUGCCCUGGCGACUCAUGGCAUCCUCUUCUGGCCCAUUCCCUGAUAGGUAAACUGAGACUCAGAACUGCUGGCUCUGAACAAGGGAAGAUGGGCCUCCCCCCGGAGAUCCAGAGUCACCUGUUUCAGUCAUAGCCUUGUCCGUGUGACCGAGUCCUUUUCACAGACACACGUUGGGCCAGCGGCCUCUGUUCGCUCAUUUCCAUGAGAGGACCAGGGUGAUUCUGCUUUUUUAGAGGAACGUUGACGCUGUUGCAUGUGGACGAGCCUUUCUCGCAUCGCGCGGAGCCUGCUCUCCGCUGCUGGCCUCUGCGUUGGCUGGGUUUGCACAGGCGUGUGGGCCCCUGCCUGGUGGAGGUGUGCAGAUUUGAGGUAAGAUGGGGCCCAGGAGCAGAGCAGAGGUCAUGGACACGCUGGAGAAUCAGGUUUUGACUACUGUGCUGUUCAUCUAACUGCAGACAAGGGCGUGGGACCCAGGGCCGAGGGCACAGAGCCGAGUGCUGGAGGGGCGCGUGUUUCCUGCCAGAUGGGACCCUGGGGGCACAGGAGGCCUGUUGUCCAGUCCCAGUGUGAUCUUCCCACUCCCCUUUCCUCUUCCGCAGAACGUGGGCACGCGCACACCGUUCUCUGCCCGCCCCCUUGUUCUUUCCCUCCCUUUGCGCACCACCUCCAUCCCCAUCGCUGACGGGGUUCCUCAGGGCAUUGCUUCCCCCCCCCCCCCAGCCCGUCCCCCCAGCAGCGGCAGGGCGUUUGAACACGGGGCUGGUGGCUCUUCCCUGGAGGCCUGGCGUGUUGUCCUCCCCACCCCCGGCUGCUCAUCAGUACCCUCCGUUCAGCCUCAAGCAUGUGGGUGUUCGCCCGACUUCAGCCCCUGACUGUACACCAGGGCUUCCUGACCGCUUUCACCCCCAAAAUAGUGGCUGGGAGGAUGUGCGUACCGCUGGAGAGAGGCCCGCAGAUACUUGAAGAGCUGGUGUCCCCCCGAGGCUGGCCCGUUGCGCCUCGCUCUCACAGACGGUGCCUGGACCCCGUCAUCCUGGACUCGCCGCUGCCUCCUGAGGCCGAUGCCGCGGGACACCCCAAGUGCGAGACGGGAGCCCGGCCUCCAGUCACAUGGCCAGGUUCUGGACACACGUUCUCCUCCCUCCUCUCAUCGCUCCUUGCCCUUGGGCGGGGUCCUCGUCUCUGGCUAGUGCUUUUAUGGCCCGUCUCCAGUGCCCGGUGGCCUGUGGGCCAGAGCAGGUUUAACCAACAUGGAGGUGACUGCGUCGCUCACUGCUUACAAACCCAGCAGAUGUUUCCGCAGAGUGACCAGGUUUCUUAGCAGGUGCCUCCAUGCCUUUUGGACAGAAACGUUGGUAGAAGUGAAGAAGGAGCUGGGCUGCUGCAGACUGGAGGGGGGCUGGGGAAAGAUGUAGGGCCCCCUUCUCAGAGAUGGGGGUGGGGGUCAGAGGUGUUAGCCGCUUCCCCAGCUCCCUGGGGCGUGUGGGAGGAGCUCUGGGCCUGAUUUCCUUGGAGGGGGCCUGAGGAGUGACGUUGCUAUGGAAACGCAGCCUGGGGGCCUGGCCGAGGCUCUGGAGCCCCAGGUUUUGUAAACAGCAGGAGUGAAUGGCUCCUUGUUUCUCCGCAGGCCUCACCCCGCCUGGCCGCCUGGCCUGGGCCCGGCCAGAGUCUGUGGGGCUGGGGAGCUGCCACUUGGAGCAGAGGUCUGCUUGUUUGCCUCUCUUCUUAGACCCCGACCCCUCUGCGCUUGCUCGGCAUCGCCCGCGCCCCUCCCCCGGCCUCCUGCCUCGUGCUCUGGUCUUGCGCUGACACCUGGGUUUCUGCCACCCCACGGCCACUGGCGACUAGAAAGUACCCUCCCUCCCCUUUUCUGGAUCCAACAUAGGUGCCACCCUGCCCCUCCCUCCAGGACGGCUUCCUUGACUGUCCGGACUCCCCUCCCCAACCCCCCUUUGCCCAUGUUUGCAGCUGGAACCAGGCUAUCUGGCUGGCAGCGAUGGGCGCUGUUCUGUUGGUGCCACGUGAAGAGCUGGUCUUGACAGGCAGGGGUCGGGGGAGCAAAGGGACCUGCUGGCCCUUGAGCGGGGGUGUCGGAGACAGGCGUCCAGCCCAGGCCGAGUGGACGGGGCGUCCUUUGGGGUGAGCAGCCCGCUGACCGCCAGUGGCACCUGCGUCACCGUGACGGAGCUGCUGGGGCCCCGGCCACCUGGACCCACUUCGUCUCAUGGAGUCUCGGGGUGAGAAGUCGGGAGAGGCCGACGGGGUGCACGUCACCCCUCAGCUGCUCAAGGCGCGCUCAGGCGAGUUCGCCCUGGAGUCCAUCCUGCUGCUGAAGCUGCAGGGCCUGGGGCUGGCGGACCUGGGCUGCCUGGGGGAGUGCCUGGGCCUCGAGUGGCUGGACCUUUCGGGCAACGCGCUCACCCAGCUGGGCCCGCUGGCCUCCCUGCGCCAGCUGGCCGUGCUCAACGUGGCCGACAACCGGCUGACGGGGCUGGAGCCCCUGGCCGCCUGCGAGAACCUGCAGAGUCUCAACGCCGCGGGCAACCUGCUGGCCGGCCCCGGGCAGCUGCAGUGUCUGGCGGCGCUGCGGGGCCUCGAGCGCCUGCGGCUCCGCGACCCCUUGGCCCGGCUCAGCAACCCGCUGUGCGCCAGCCCCUCCUACUGGGCCUCGGUCCGCGAGCUGCUGCCCGGCCUGAAGGUCAUCGACGGCGAGCGCGUGAGCGGGCGCGGCAGUGACUUCUACCAGCUGUGCCGGGACCUGGACAGCUCCUUGCGCCCCAGCUCCGGCCCGGGCCCCGGCCCGCGAGCCGUGGAGGCCCAGCCCUGGGUGGAGCCCGGCUACUGGGAGUCCUGGCCCACGCGCAGCAGCUCCAUCCUGGAGGAGGCCUGCCGCCAGUUCCAGGACACGCUGCAGGAGUGCCACGACCUGGACCGCCAGGCCAGGGACAGCCUGGCCCAGGCCGAGCAGGCGCUCAGCCCCGCAGGCGCCACCUCCUUUGUCUUUUGAAUGCGCCCUGUGGCCGUGGCCCGUGGGGUUGCACGCUGUGGCCUCCCUGCUUGUCUUCAUGGUUUCAUCAUGCUGGCCACUGGCCCUGCACACGGGCCUCUUAUGGGCCCCCUUCCCUAAGAGCAGCCCCCCUCCCUUUCACACCUCCCCUCCCUCUCACACCUGCCUCAAGGAGAAUUCCCCACCCAUCCAUCAGGGACACACCUCCCUUGGACCCUCCUCAGGCAGCUGGCACCUUGUGAGGCUGUCCUGCACCUAUGCUGUGCUCCUGGGAGGAGGCCCGGCCUCCUCGUGCCCGUAGCUGCUGCCACUCCUGGCUGCCUGAGCCUGAGGCUUAGUGGAAUAAACUUGCUUGGUCCUAAGGCUGAAGGUGAGAGGCAGGGAUGGCAAGCCUCCUGCCCAGCCCGUCCUGGGAGACGACGCGGCAGAGCUCGGAGCGUGGAAGCCGCAUCUUCCAGGUUGGUUUGUCCAAGUGACCCUCUGCUGUGCCCCCCCCGUCCCGGGUCUCCCUGAAGCCUCCGCUGCCAUGCCCACCCGUGCCAAUCCCCAUUAAAUAUUCGUGUUUUAAUUUGCA